UGCGGGCCGCCGAGCGGCUCAGCGGUUUUCUGUCCCCAGCUGUUUUGUACCAGUCGCUCCCCGGCGGAUUAUCCGUCUCUGUGCUCCGCGCUGGAGGCUUUUAGCGGACCUGAGCUGGGGGAGUGACCGGGCUGGAGCGCGCUAACCAUGCCCGUGUGUGUGAGUAAAGCGUGCCGGAGUCUGGCUCUCUCCACCUGGCUGCUGUCCUUCUGCUUCGUGCACUUGCUGUGUCUGGACUUCACAGUGGCGGAGAAGGAGGAGUGGUACACCGCGUUCAUCAACAUCAGCUACCGGGACCCGGGCACCGCCGAGCCCCGCACCGAGAAGACCGAGAGCGGCCGCUACGGAGAGCACUCGCCCAAGAGGGAGGCCCGGGGCCCGGUGUUCAUCCCGCUGCCCGGACACGACCGGCAGGCCUGCGACCCCGGGACCCGCUUCACCCAGCCAGGGGCCCCCGGGACCCCCGGGACAUCCGGGGCCUGGAUCGCCCUGAUAGCCAAGGGCAACUGCACCUACAGGGACAAGAUCAAACACGCAGCCAGCCUCAACGCCUCCGCCGUGGUCAUCUACAACCUGGGGUCGGGCAACGACACCAUCACCAUGCCUCACCCAGGAACAGGAGACGUAGUGGCCAUAAUGAUCCCAGAGCCAAAAGGGCGAGAGAUCGUGGCCUUGCUGGAGAAGAACGUCAGCGUGAUCAUGCACAUCACCAUCGGCACGCGCAACCUGCAGAAGUACGUCAGCCGGACCUCGGUCGUGUUCGUCUCCAUCUCCUUCAUCGUGCUCAUGAUCAUCUCUCUGGCGUGGCUCGUUUUCUACUAUAUCCAGCGGUUCCGCUACGCCAACGCACGCGACCGCAACCAGAGGCGACUGGGAGACGCAGCGAAGAAAGCCAUAAGCAAGCUCCAAGUGCGGACCAUCAAGAAAGGAGACAAGGAAACGGAGUCAGAGUUUGACAACUGCGCUGUGUGCAUCGAGGGCUACAAGGCUAACGACGUCGUAAGGAUACUGCCCUGUCGACAUGUGUUUCAUAAGAGCUGCGUGGACCCGUGGCUGCAGGACCACAGAACCUGUCCAAUGUGCAAGAUGAACAUCCUCAAAGCACUCGGCAUCCCGACGAACGCAGACUGUUCAGACGACGCUCCUCCUGACUACGAGCUGUCCGUCGGCGGCCCUCCCACCAACCCAGCGACCGGGGGCAGCGACGUGACCGUGAGCGAGAGCUCCAUGGCGCUGGACCGCCUGCCUCACCUUUACCAUGAGCCCGAGUCUCUCACGCAGCUCGAAGUGGGCCCACGCAUUGCCAGCAGCGAGCACCAGCCUCCUCUGAGCAGUGACUCGGACACGUCGCUCAUCCUGCCGGUGGAAGUUAGCCUGUCUGACAUUGAGCUUUCCGCUGAAGCUGACCAAGACGAGGCCAAGUCCUGAGUCGCCCCGCCCAGUGGCUACUACAACUUUAGAGGGGGCUCCUAUGGAGCUGAAUACAGACCAGGACCAGGAUGUUGGGGCGGGGCAGGGGUGGUGAAGAGGGGUGGGAAAAAAAGAAAAAAAAAGAACAUAAGCAAUACUUUCUCCCAUAUGGCCUCAUUGAAAAAAAGUCGCAGCGGGUCGGUUUUGAUGUCUCUUCUUUAUUAGUUUUGCAUCACCACGAUUUGGAGGGCCGGGGGGUGUGGCGGGGCGGGGUUUUGGAUCUAAAGCACACAGCGAGUUUCAAGAUGGCAGAUUUGACUGCUUGAAGGAAUUCUGCCUUUUAAAACUUUUUUCUUGUGGGAUCACUGCCAAUGUAUACAUACUGAUAUAUAUAUAUAUAUAUAAAUAUAUUCCAGAAUGGAUAUAAUUAAUUUAUACAUGUACACGAGUAUGUCUAGCUGUGACCAGCGUACUGCAUUUUGUGUCCGGAGCAGUCCGAGUGCAGUCUAAGUAACUGAAAAAUACAACGUCGUCGUUUCGUGUCUCAAGUCGUCCGCUUGAGGUCUCACCAGUGCUCGCCUUUGUAGCAUCUCUGAAACUAUGGCUGCACAACGCUUUCGCCGUCCGAGUGCUGCGGCCCGAGAAGCACAAACCGUAAUGAGUCAGAAAUGUAGAUUAUUUCAGAAACCUCGCUUAUUAUUGAGAAUGUUCAGCUUCUGUUAACUAUUACGUCUUAGUUUAAACAAAAACAAUUUUAAUUAGCCUUCGUUCGUAGCGGUCGUGUCCUCUGAAGUGCCACCGAGAUUUCCUCGCGCUCAUCCUGGCGCGUUGUUGAACAUCACUACCUUCUUCCGUUUUAUUCAUUUUCCGCUCCGUUCCGAAGCACAAAGUCGUUUCACAAAGUUCAAGCUCAGCACCCUGGUCCGUAAAUAAAUAAUCUCCCAGUCGUACCCGUUGUUUGAUACACUAGCAUGUCGGCGGGUUGCUAUUUUACAGCGUGAGAGUGUCGGCUCGAACGGAAUCAUCGCCGAUUAACGUCGCAGAGUUUCACAUACGGAGAGCAGAAGUCUAAAGCACGACUUUUAUUUUAAUAACAUAGUUUUAUUUUUAUAAUAAGGUUUAAAUAAAAAAAAGUUUGAUCAGGCCCUGUUUACAGUCAGUGAGGCGGUCGGUGAAAUAUCAGUCAAAUUUCAGUCUUGAUUUCAUUCAUUAUCCAAAGAAGGAUAGGGUUAUUUAUCGCGUGUCAGCAUACGUGUUUCAGUUGAACCUGUAACCGUGUCCUCGUCCUCUAUGUUUUAAUCAAGCCUUUAUUCCACUAGCACUCAUGACAAAAAGCGCAUCAGUGUCGUUGCUUUUUUUUUUUCCCUCCAAUCCAUUUUCAUCACCUGUACUCACACAGUUUCAGCAGUCUUUAUCAGUUUAUUAACUCUAGCAAAAGCAAGCGUUCCUUUCUUCCCUUCGCUUUUUGUGCGCUAUUAUCCGUACGUACAGCAGGUUCCUCACCGGCCCCCAGACCACCAGGUGCAGGACUGUCCGGAAGCGCCGCAUUAAUUAUUUUACACUGAAUAUGUGCGGAAAAGAGCUUUUUUGUUCCGUCACGCUGGUGAAGCAGAACAGUAAAUCUUACGGUAAGAGACAUGGCACCAGAACAGCUGGAAUAAACAGGAACCCAUUACAUUUCACUCUCUUUCGAAAUGGAAAGUCAGAACCGACAGUUACGGCGGUUAUGACGUCUGUGUAUUCACACUACAGAGAAGGAGAAUGAAUUGCUGUUUUCCUGGUGACGCCUUGAGGAGCCAUGUUGGUUUGAUGUCGAGUGCCGAUCUCGAGGCGACAAGUGGAAGAGAGGGAUUUAGGAUUUGUCUUAUAGACAUGUUACCUUUCAUAUUCAGGAGCUUAAACCCCCUUUUCCGACUGGAGACAAUUUCCUCAGUCUGUGCUUCUGAGGUCUCCUUUAGCAUGAUGUUUUAUGAAUCAGUGGUUAAAUGUUUGUUGGAUUAUCAUUAGAGCCAGCAGAUGAACUGAUCAGAUUUUGGAAUUGAUCAGGAUUAACAUCAUAGCAAGGUCAAAUAAAUAAAUAAAUAAAUAAAUAAAUAAUAAAUUUCCAAAGCUUUGUUACAAGUUAUGUCACGUACACACUCACAAUCAGGAAUUCAGGGCAUAUUUUUUGGCUACCUGUAAUUUAAAUCUUUUUGCGCUCUGUCCUUACUUACAUCUAUCGGAGCUUUGUGUCAGUCUGAAGAACAGGUGGUUAAAUGUUUUUAGGAUUUCUAUAAAGUUAUCACUGUAACCAGCAGAUGCACUGAUUAGUUUUUUGAAAUUGAACUAACUUUUUUUUUUUUUUAAUUAGCUUCCUCUCUGUUUUUAUACACUGCCUGGCGGGAAAAAAGUCGGUAGUAGUUACUGCUUAAGAAGGGUUUAUUUAUAUAUUUUUUUGCCCUCCAUCAAGCAAAAAAAAAAACAACUAAGGAGAUGGGAAGUGGCGGAGGAACUGUCCGAGACAUUAUUAAAACCUGGAAGGAUGCUGCUGCAACUACAUCGUCGAAAAGUGAUUGGGGAAAAAAUAAAUAAUAUAAAUGAAGAUCAAUUCACCGCUUGGUGAUGUUGCAUCAUUAAAAAAAAGUAACCGAGCAUUUCUGUAUAAUCAAAGGAUUGGGACUAAACAGCUGUCUGUCCAUUUGUUAGUGAGAAUUAUCAGGGGAAAAGGCUUCAGUUUAAAAGCUAGGGAGCAUAAAGACUGGACUUUGGAUUGAUGUGGAGAAAGCUCAUGUGACCUGAUGAGUCCAGAGUGAUCCUAUUCCAGAGUGAUGGGCGUGUCAGGGUGAGAAGGGAAGGACAUGAAGCAAUGCUCCCAUCAUGCAUAGUGUCCACUGUACAGGCCUCUGGAGUGUUAUGAUCUGGGGUUGAUCAGGUCUAGACUCAGUAACGUUAUGGGGUAUACCUAAAUGUACUGAAUCACCAGAGGAUCACAUCUAUGGAGGGUUUCUUUCUUCCAUGAUGGACUGCGCCAUAUUCCAGGACUGGGAGAAAGCACAAGGAAUCAUCUUCAUAACCGAUAUUCAUUUGGCUCCAGGCCGCUGCCCACUCUCCACCAGCACGAAACCCAUUCUGGAACAAAUUAGCGCUGAAGGUUUUAUUGGUUUUCUUGUUAAACCGGGUGCCAGCCUUACAGAUAUUUAAAGGAUAAUGAAGAGCCAGUAUCGUUUAAUAUUUAACAGUAAGUCAAUAAGCACAAAGUUUCAUAAUGCAGGACUGUAGAGGAGAGGUUGUAGUUUUUCCCCCUGCUCGUUUUUAAUCAGACUUUAUAUUACGUCUUCAUUUAAGUGUCAUAUUAUAUGAUUUUUUUUUUUUGUUAACUUGCCAUGUUUAUAUGUUUAUCAUGGUCCUCAUUGUGUGUGUAAUUUAUUAUAAAGAGAAACGUUUUCUUUCUGCUGAUCUCUCACACAGCUUGCAGUAGUUCAGGUUGUGUAGCGCGAGAUUAUGUAAUCACACAGGGUCCAGCACUGACCGCCAAAUCUUCUGACAAACAGCUUACUGUGUGUGUGUGUGUGUGUGUGUGUGUGUGUGUGGAGAGAAGCAGGCCUUGUGAGCCAGUAAAAGGCCCGUCUUGAAUGAAGCGAUGGACGAUUGUAGCAUCCACUUUACGCAGGGUUUGUUUUGUGUGUUAAACCCAUUCCUGCGAUCCUCGGCCGUGCUCGAACGUUCAGCAUUUCCACUAAUCCUCAUCGCAUCAUUUCUUCUAAUUCUUUGACUAAAAUAAACCCAAAUGAUCCAUCUUUAUAUAUUUAUAGAUUGCGAACGUUACUGAUACACAGCAGGUGUGACUGAGUCGUUUAUGCUCUCACUGAUGAGACUGAAGGAAGAGCUGAGAUCCUCAGUGGUGGUUUAGCAGCACAGUUUUGCUUUUUCAUUUUUUUUAUUUUUUUUUUUUUAACUCAAAUGACUACAGGCCUCAUUUUUUCAAUUUGUUUAUAAAGCUGUGGAAUUAUUCUUGAAAGGAAAAACCAAAAAGG
Clarias gariepinus (North African catfish) is the source of this 5423-nucleotide messenger RNA. RefSeq names its product ring finger protein 150a (gene rnf150a). The coding region runs from base 148 to 1428 and encodes 426 amino acids. The record is from RefSeq and is a predicted model, not a curated record. The transcript is spliced from 7 exons. Lineage: Eukaryota; Metazoa; Chordata; Actinopteri; Siluriformes; Clariidae.